This is a messenger RNA of Hyaloscypha bicolor E, 2373 nucleotides long. RefSeq lists its product as uncharacterized. Bases 1 to 2373 code for a protein of 790 amino acids. Gene Ontology annotation, biological process: chromatin organization. The transcript has 4 exons. Gene Ontology annotation, cellular component: histone deacetylase complex. Lineage: Eukaryota; Fungi; Ascomycota; Leotiomycetes; Helotiales; Hyaloscyphaceae. The record is from RefSeq and is a predicted model, not a curated record. Gene Ontology annotation, molecular function: histone deacetylase activity.
AUGGAGGUCUCACGUUCCUCAUCCAUGCUGCAAAGCAGCGAGAUAGUAGACACGAUCAUGGAGGGCGACGACCAGGAACACCUCUCCAAUGGCCACAUUCAGAACGGUUUCGUGGAUCCUCGAGUUCUUACAACACCCGAAGAUGAUGCUAACGACUCAACACAACCCACCUCACGAGACGAGGGAGACACCUCUUCAGACAUGACAAAGGCUGUCAUAUGUCGGAAACACUUCCUCCCCACAGGCUGCUGCUAUGAUGAUCGAAUGAAACUUCACGCCAAUGCAGACUACUCAUCCAAUCCACAUCACCCGGAAGAUCCUCGACGGAUAGAGGCGAUAAUGAAGGAGUUCAAGGAUGCUGGCCUGAUCUACUCUGGUACCCAAGUUGAACUCAAGGAUGUAUUGAAACAGUCUCCUAAUAGUUGGAUGUGGCGGAUUGCUGCAAGAAAAGCAACUCCCGCUGAAAUCUGCACAGUCCACACCGCUGCGCACUUCGAGUGGGUUAAGUCACUUUCCCUGCUCACUUCAUCACAACUCCGCCAACUCACAAACGAUUUCGACAAUGGUCGGAAGUCAAUAUACGUGGGCAACCUUACCUACGAAGCCGCACUCAUCUCAGCCGGUGGAGCAAUCGAGACCUGCAAGAACGUCGUUGCCGGCCGGGUAAAGAAUGCCAUCGCCGUGAUCCGACCACCAGGACAUCACGCGGAACACAACGAGUCACUCGGUUUCUGUAUCUUCAACAACGUCCCCAUUGCAGCAAGGGUCUGCAUGGCCGACUAUCCAGAAGUCUGCCGAAAGAUUCUUAUUCUUGACUGGGACGUCCACCACGGAAACGGCAUUCAAAAUAUAUUCUAUGAAGAUCCCAAUGUUCUGUACAUAUCCCUUCACGUCUACGCAAACGGCGAGUUCUACCCUGGCCAGCCUGAUGACCCUGAGCUUCCGGAUGGUGGUCUCGAUAAAGUCGGUGUUGGUGCGGGAGUCGGCAGAAAUGUUAAUAUCGGCUGGUCUGAGCAGGGUGUUGGCGAUGGCGAGUAUAUGGCUGCGUUCCAGAGGAUCGUCAUGCCUAUUGCCCAAGAAUUCAACCCUGAUCUCGUUAUCGUUUCAGCUGGAUUCGACGCUGCUGCUGGCGAUGAACUCGGAGGAUGUUGGGUCACACCUGCUUGCUACUCGCAUAUGACACACAUGCUCAUGUCUUUGGCCAACGGCAAAGUAGCUGUUUGUCUCGAGGGUGGAUACAAUCUCCACGCCAUCUCAAGAUCCGCUCUCGCCGUCGCCAAAACCCUCAUGGGGGAGCCACCGGAAAGAAUGACAGUCCCACCACUCAACAAGGAAGCCGCACUAACCCUCGACAUCGUGAAGCGGCAACAGGCACCAUAUUGGGCCUGCAUGCGCCCUGGCGUCGUUCCUCUCCCAGAGUUACAACAACGAGGGACGGACAGAAUGAGUGAUAUGAUGCGAACUGCUCAGAAGAGUAUGCUCGGCGACAGAUACAGCAUGAUCCCGCUGUACGUCCAACGAACCAAAUUGAGCCGAUCAUUCGAUAACCAGGUUCUUGCUACGCCGGAGCUGCAUAAAUGCAGAAAGAUCUUGCUGAUUAUCCAUGAUCCGCCGGAUAUUUUCGCCCAGCCAAACCCGUACGACAACCAGGUCUACGCGCACAACACCUUCGUCAACGACCCUCUCCUCCCGUACAUCGACUGGGCAAUCACCGCCGGCUUCGGAAUAGUAGACGUCAAUAUGCCGCACCACAUCAGCCAACCCACAGACACAGACCCCUUCAUCCCCAAGCCCACCGAAAACGCCUUACAAGAGCAGACCAAAGAGCUGCUUUGCUACCUAUGGGACAACUAUUUCGAAAUCAAUCCCAACUCCUCCAUCACCCUCAUGGGAGUAGGUGACGCAUACCUCGGUAUUAAGCAACUCUUGAUAUCUCGCGACGCCAAGUCCAAAAUUGCCUCUAUCCUCUCCUUCGUAUCCGGCUCCUUGCGGCCCAUCAAAUCAGACAUUGAUCCUUUUUUGUCGACCUGGUACAAGUCCAAUAGUCUUAUUUACGUAAGUCCGGAUCAUGCGUGCUGGACUGAUGAGGAGAGCAAGAGGAAGGUGGCGAGGAGUCGGUUUGGAGGCGUGGAGAAGGCAGAUAUUGAGCCUGGACGGGGUAAGGGGGAGGUGGGGAGGAUGGUGAAGCGAUAUGAACAAGAAUCCGCAGACUGGAUCAGCCGCAAAGUCGAAGAGUGGGAGAGGGAACAGGGUGGUCGGGACGGGGAUCCAGAUGAGACGGAGGAUGAAGCGGAGGCUGAAGCUCGGAGUCUUGCGGAUCAGGGGUUUGGCAUGCAGGGUGUUGUGCAGAGUGUUAGGGUUCCGGUGGUCUAG